Molecule: messenger RNA, 1518 nt
Organism: Carassius auratus (goldfish)
Lineage: Eukaryota; Metazoa; Chordata; Actinopteri; Cypriniformes; Cyprinidae
Product: interferon-induced protein 44
Exons: 7
Coding region: 137-1015 (292 amino acids)
Biological process (GO): immune response
Source: RefSeq, a predicted model, not a curated record
ACAGCCUGCUUGAGCAUCCCUUGAAACACUGUCUGUCUUGUUAUUACUCUGUAUUGAACUGGUCAUCUUUGGCUUUAAUUUACUGUUCAAUUUACUGAUUAGUGUUUUAUUUUCUAAAUUUACAAGUAAAAUCACGAUGGGAGGAUCAGAAUCAACAGAAAGAUCAGUCUCAACAGUGCAAGAACUUGAUCAACCAUGGAGGACAACACACUGGGAAGGGAAAGAACUUUUGGAGAAAAAUCUUAGGGAACUUGAGCUGAGCGACUCUAAUGUUAAGUACGUCAGGAUCUUGCUAGCUGGAGAAGUUGGAGCAGGAAAGUCCAGCUUCAUCAACUCAAUCAAUAGUGUUUUUCAAGGAAGAAUCACAACAGAAGCCCUUGCUGACGCUGGGUUUAGCAGAAGUUUUACAAAAACAUACAGGACUUAUUACAUAAGUAAUGGACAAUCAGUUCUGCCUUUUGUCUUCAAUGACAUCAUGGGCUUAGAAUCUGAAGAAGCACAGGGAGCUCAUCCAGAAGACAUUGCCAAAUCCCUUGAGGGUCUCCUUAAGGAAGGGUACAAUUUCAAUCCAGCUGUUUCUGGUAAAGAUGUGGACUACAGAAGUGAGACAAGCCCUGAGCAUCUGACAUACUGCCUGGUGUACGUCAUCGCAGCUGACAAGGUAUCGAUGAUGAAUCAAGAAGUCUUCAAAAAGAUGAAAUAUAUUAGAGAGAAGGCCAGCAGUCUGGAAAUUCCUCAGGCAAUCAUCAUGACAAAGGUGGAUGAAGCAUGCCCACUAGUCCAAAAAGAUCUGAGAAAAAUCUACACUAGCAAGAAGAUAAAAGAGAAGAUGCAGGAGUGCUCUAAUGCGGUUGGUGUCCCUGUGAGCCACAUCUUCCCUGUGAAGAACUACCACGAGGAGAUCGAUCCUGAAAAUGACAUGGAUGUGCUGAUCCUGAGGGCUCUCACACAGAUUGUGCACAUAGCAGAUGAUCUGCUGAAGAGAAAACAAAGAGAUGCUGAAGCAGGAAACUGAAUCUGAAGCAGUGGAGACGUAGUAAUGAACUUUCAUUCAUAUAAUCGUAGCUUUAUACGCAAGGCUGAACUGUCUCCUAUGUUUCUGAUAAACAAGUUCAUGGUGAACUCAGUAACUGGGACGUCUGUCAAUGCUUGGGCAGAGAGAGGUGAUGAUGACUGGGAGUGUCAAUCUUAACAUACUGUCUUGUUGCCUGAAUUAUUUCUCAGAUGUAAUUUGUUUAUUUUAAAAAUACUAAUCUUUAGUAAAUCAAUAGAAUUUGCUGAGUAUUCUCAUAAUAUUAGCAUACACCGCAUGCUCAUUUUAUCCCAAAAUCUCAAUCUUGUUAUUGUCAGUCCUGUUACUAAUAUAAAGAGUAACAGUAGUGAGUAUAUAAUACAGAAUUUGAUCAGCUUUAGCCUACUAGUGCUGUAUAAAAACAACAACAACAAGAAGACAGUUCUUUACUUGUGAAAUGCUCAUGUUUGCUUUUAUUUCAGUGCAAUUGCAUCAAUAAACAAAAU